Molecule: messenger RNA, 868 nt
Organism: Trachymyrmex septentrionalis
Lineage: Eukaryota; Metazoa; Arthropoda; Insecta; Hymenoptera; Formicidae
Exons: 4
Coding region: 140-868 (242 amino acids)
Source: RefSeq, a predicted model, not a curated record
AACGUGGAUUAUCGGCGUGCCUGUCGAAGGAUGUCGAAGCUGAUUUGUCACUUCCGUACUUCGGGCACGGAUUGAUCGAAAAAGGGAAAUUCGGAGAAACUGGAGCCGAAGGCAAUCGAGGGCGGAUUUCUGCGCGGCCAUGACCAAGUACGGCUUCGCCAGACUGGCUCUAUGGCGGCCGAGGCGAUCCAUGACCUCUCAACCGUCGAACAACCAGGAAAACAACCCUCUAAUGUUGAUCCGCGCCACCGUCAUCACCUUUUUUGUUUUCGCCGUGCGCCUUUCUUUAGCACAUUUUUAUCCGUCCCGCCAAUCAGCGCUUCGUGUUCCUGGCUUUGUAUGUGCUCGACGUUGGAAAAAAGGCGAGCUUGAAGCUCAUGCGACAGCGACACGACAAAAGGAGGGCGAGGGCGGCGGUGGCGGCGGCGGCGGCGGUGGCGGUCGUUCUGUGACCGGCUCCGGUGGCGGUGGUGGAGGCGGCGGCGGUCGUCGGGCACCAAGCCUACGGCUGGUGAACGGAAGAGCGACCACGGGAGUGAGUUUGCACACCAGCAGCACCGAAUCCGUGCGCUCUCCCCAUCACCAGCAAGUCGGCAACAACAACUGCCACGCCGGUAACAACCCCGCCGCGAACAAUCAUCCACGGCUCAACAAAGAUGACAGCAUCAAGAUCAGCAUCGAGAACACCAACACAUGCACGGACAGUCUCGUCACUGCUUUAGACGACGAGACCCUGCUCAUCACCGAUUUCCUGGGCGACACAGAUGUACACGAGUGCAAUUGUCACAGUGUGGUGUUUGCGGUGAAAUGUCAUAAAUCAUUGAUAGGAUCUGUGACACGUGCUUAUACAUGUGUAAUAUAUGUGUAA